This is a messenger RNA of Papaver somniferum (opium poppy), 2178 nucleotides long. Its product is annotated as FBD-associated F-box protein At4g13985-like. Lineage: Eukaryota; Viridiplantae; Streptophyta; Magnoliopsida; Ranunculales; Papaveraceae. The record is from RefSeq and is a predicted model, not a curated record. Gene Ontology annotation, molecular function: protein binding. Bases 376 to 1491 code for a protein of 371 amino acids. The transcript is spliced from 3 exons.
UGAACUAUCAUUGACUUCACAACUUGAAGCUAGUGCUUCGUUUAGUCCGGAACAUUUCUGUAGACAGGUAAAUCAUUUUCAUCUUUAUCAGGAAUCAGCUCCUUAAUCGGACCAUAAAGCUUUGCCGAUUCCAUGGCAUUUCUCUUUAGUAUUGAUUGGCGAAAUUAUACUUUUGGGGUUUUUCACAUUUCCACUUGAAGGCUUCAAAUCGGAGUUUUAGGGUUUAAGCAUUACACUUGAAGAUCAGCCAUUUCUACACUCAAAGGUACCUUCUGUUUUCUAUUUCAUCUUCUAAUUCAGGGUUCUGCUCAGAUUGAUUCAUUGCAAAUUGUAGAUUGGGGUCUUGAACAACAAAGUCUAGGGUUUUUUAGAAAAAUGGAAGAAACAAGAAAUUCACCAUAUGGGGAAGAUAGAAUCAGUAGGUUACCUGAUUCCUUAAUUCACCAAAUCCUGUCUUUCAUUGAUACUAAAUAUGCAGUUCAGACCAGUGUUUUGUCGAAGAGGUGGAUUGAUAUUUGGAAAUCUCUACCCUUUCUGUAUUUUAAUAGGAAUUCGUUUUCCCAUGAGAAAGCUGAGAAGUUUAUUGAUUUUGUUUACAUGGUAUUCCUAUAUCGUGAUGACACCAAUAUUCAGAAGUUUAGUGUGGAUGUGGGUUGGGAGGACUCUGCAUUUGAUAAUACGAUGAUAAUGAAUGUUAAUAGAUGGAGCCUAAAUGCAGUCAAGCAUAAUGUUCAGGAAAUAAAUAUAGUAAUCGAUGAAUUGCUUUAUUCGCCAUAUGAAAUUCCUCGACGACUCCUGAGUUGUAAGUCACUGAGAAAGCUGGUAAUGAAAGUGUCAAGUGAUGCCUUUGCAGAUGUCAUUCUACCAAGAUCAAUGAAUUUACCUCAGCUUAAAGUACUAAUUUUAUAUGGAUUAUCAGUCUCCAAAGAAGAAUUAUUUGAUGGACUCUUAUCUAGUUGUCCAGUUCUUGAAACUUUAGAGAUAGUUGAUUGCGUUAUGCAAAUUAAUGAUCGGAGGAAUUCGAUUAUUGAUUCUGUCAGCCUUAAGAAGUUUACGUACAGUUGUUGGCUAAUUGAUAAAAUGGAUCACAGUAUCAAGUUAUGUGCUCCAAAUUUGAAAAUCUUCAAUUGGACAUCUUUCUUGAUACAAGAUUUUUCUUUAGAAAACUGUUCUUCUCUAUCCGAGUUAGUUUUACGCUGGAAACCAGAAGAAGAUGGGGAUACAGAAGCAUAUUCAAGUCUCACUUCAGAGAAAAAAGAAGUGUAUGCUAAACGUAUGAUGCAAUUUCUUGGAGCGGUUAAUAUGGUGAAAGCAAUGAAAUUAUCAUCUGUAUUGCUUGAGGUUCUCUCACGAGUUCCUGACUUAUCAGACUGUCAACCACCUCGCUUACGUAAUCUACAAUAUUUGACGCUGGAAAUGUGGCCUGCAAGAGGUUGCUUGCGGUCUAUAGCAUUCUUACUCAGUAUUUCUCCUAAUGUAGUUGAAAUUUGAAUCGAAGGAGUCAAAUUUAGCCGACGUUGGAGAUAACCAGGAGGAAGCAGGAUUGUCAUUGCCAGGAAUGUUGUCUCAUCUCAAGUCUGUCCAGAUUGAAGAAGUGGUAGGAUGUGAUGCUGAGCUCAAAAUUCUGAGUUUUUUGUUAAAAAAUGCGAUGGUUUUGAAGAAAGUUGAUCUAUUUAUUCGUUCUGGUGUUGGCUCACCUGAUAGAGUGGAACAAGUUAAGCAAUUCAAGGAUAAGCUAAGAGCAGUUCCUACAGCUUCUUCAAGUAUCGAGCUGGUGUUUCAUUAAAGCUUAGUAGGUGACGAUGGGAGCUUUACUAGAGCCUGCAACCAAAAGUAGUCAGACGAAAGUUCUUAAAUGGAGUUAACUAACUACAGAUGCUUCUAGUGAUGCUCUCAAGGACAGAAUUAGCCUUUUUUUAAAGCAAUUGAAGUCAUGCAAGUGCACACAGGUCAUAGCACAUGACAACGGUAUUUAUUAUGCACUCGUACUCGCUACUAAUUCAAGUUUUGGCUGCUUGUUCUUGUGUCAACCCAGACUGUUUAAAUCAUAAUUUAUGAAGGGGUAUACCAGUAUUAGGAGGGGGAUACCAAUCCACUGAUCCAGUUGUUUUAUAUGGAUUGGUAUCACCUCGCCAAUACUGGUUUUCCCAUUUAUCAAUCCUGUUAUUUUUUAUUUUA